This is a messenger RNA of Alternaria ethzedia, 465 nucleotides long. RefSeq lists its product as uncharacterized. The record is from RefSeq and is a predicted model, not a curated record. The transcript is spliced from 2 exons. Lineage: Eukaryota; Fungi; Ascomycota; Dothideomycetes; Pleosporales; Pleosporaceae. Bases 1 to 465 code for a protein of 154 amino acids.
AUGCAGGUUGACCCGAGUGCUGCGAAAGCACAACUGCAAAACUAUGCGCAAUACGUAGAUAAACUCUUCGAUCAAGAUUCAUACCACCUGUACCUCACUAUCAACAUGCUCGUAUACGAAAUCGACUAUUUCAAGGUCAAGGAAAGCGAUGGUGGCCUCAUAUGGCGAUAUGACGCAGCCCUCACUCUUGCGGCGCUGCUUGAAGGAGCCCUAGAAAAGUACGGGUAUAGAGAAGCAUGGGAUCGGAACAUUCUCGGGGCACUCAAUGCCGCAGAUGUACAGUUGAGUCGCAUCAUCAUCAACAUACAUGACAUUUUUGGGAACGAGUUCAAUUUAAAAUCAGCUCAGAUCCAACUCGUAGACGGCGAUUGUGAACUUGCAGCUGUUCACGGCUUCGAUGAAUACUACCCGAAGAGUAGAAGCUCAUUGGAAAGGUUUAUUGGGUUCUUCGGACAUGUCUUUUAA